UUUAUUUGAAAUCAAAGAUUGCGAUAUUUUUAAUCAAUUUUCUAUAGUCGCAGUGCCAUGGGCAACGUCUCAUUCGGUUAUAAAUCGAGAAAAAAAAUACUUUGCAAGGAAAAAACAGUGAGAAUCCUCGGGAAAAAAGUCACCGACUAUGCGAGAAAGGAACAAGCUGAAUCUAAAUUUAAUCCAAUGAAAAGAAGAAUUGACGAUUGGUUCGUAGAACGCAACAAAUGAACAAUAAAAAAUUUUCGGCGUUUUUCAGAUUUUAACUGAUUACUGUAUUGACAAGCUAUUAGAUUUUUGUCACACGCGAUCUUUCUCGUAAGAACUAUAGGAAUUAUCACCCCACUCUUCUUGUUUCGAGUCACCAUAAUAUGGAAGGGGAACUCGUUUGUGUCUGUUGACAAUUGAGAAUAUCAGUACUAGCCGUUCACUCGAAGCGUACUUAUGUAUCGUCUAUCAAAAUAUAUACGUAACGAGAAAAGUGAAGCGAAAAUUAAAAGCGAUCGCAAGAACGUAAAAUGUCGUCUUCCUGCGGUAGCACAAAAGUAUCGGAUGUUCUUGAAAUUUUAUCCGUGCGAACAAUAAGCGAUGAUAAUUACUGGAGUAUUCCAACGCCGGCGUCCACAAAUUCAUGGUAUUAUGAACGGGAGAAGCAGAUAUUUACGGAUGCUGUACACUAUUGCAUGGUGCUUUUGAGACAAAGUGAUCGUCUAACAAAUCAUAAAAGUGACAUUAUAUCGCUCGAAGCCACUUUAACGGGUCAGGCAAUGUUCGAAAAAAUAAUAAACGUAAAAGUGCAAACUGAUGUGGAAUCGCACAAUGGACUUUUCGUAUCUGUUGACAACGCUCUCAGUCAUGCCAACAAGGAAAUUCCUCAUUUUCAGGACAACAAUCAAAUCGAAAUCAAGGAAGAAUGCAUGGACGUGUUGAACGAAUUGGAAGGAAAUCUGGGAACUACGUCGAUGGAAAGUACGCGAGGAGAGGAAGAACUGAUGUACGUUGAUAAAACGAUUCGCAAUGUUGUACGCGAGAGGGAGAAAAUCGACGACGAAAAAUCGAGUGAAUGCUCGAGGGUUUUACGAUCGAAAAAUUCGACGCAGUGUGUCGGGUUGAAAAACAAUUCCGUAGAUGAAAAUAAAUUGCCUCCAUCGCCGCUGUCCCUCACAGAAAGUGACUCUCAAAUGCCGAUUAUUCGCAAUAAACUUGGUUCGGGUCUCAGCAAACCUAAAAAUUAUGUUCCGCUCGAAGUUAAAAAGAAAGUCGUCGCACUCGCUCAACAGCAUCCCGAAUGGCCUUUGAAAAUGCUACGAGAACAUGGUAGCGAAUACCUCGGUUGUUUCAGUCAACUUUGGCAAUGGGAACGACAUGUUGCCAGAGGUGGGACGCUCAAGGAUAAAUAUAACACGAUUAAUCAUCGGACGUACGAGAAAUUCAUCGAAGCCCAGUCAAGUUCAAAAACCGUUACGGUAGCUAUGUUACGACAAUGGGCGAUCCAAGUAUCGAGGGAAAUCCAUGGAGCAAAGUUACAGUUCAGAGCAACAAAGGGUUGGGUCUACAAUUUCCGAAAGUUGUAUGAUAUACAGGUCACAUCGCAGGGACAUCUGACAACAAAUCACAAAAACACGGUAGCUAUACCAAGGAAAUUGAUGAGACGUGACAGGAGAUCUUCGGCCACUUGAUCCCAAUUUGAUCAUUAUUCAUUGACGAAAAGAUUGUAAAUCUCGAAGUGACAAUUAACUGAAUACGUUUACUGUAUAACAAUUGUAAAUGCUCAUAUGAAUUGAAAAUACUCAUUAAUUCUACAAGAGUACUGCUUUCAUAUAAAAAUAUUUAAUAAUUUUUGUAUAAAAAAGCUCAAAAUUAAAUAGUCCCAAGGUUGUUCGAAAAUUUCGAUGAUAGAUUUAUGUACAGAGAAAUUAUUUCAUGAAUAUUUAUAAUAAAAAUCCGAUACCAGGAAUGGGCGACGAUUCAAGAGUUCAUAAUCUAUCCUUUUUCUUUGCUUUCUGUUUAUCCAUACACCUGUCACGUUCAGUGCUGAAAGGCUACUCUCACGCACAGUAGUUCUAGUAUAUAGAAUAACGUGUUACGUUAGUGAUUCUCUGAAUAAUUUUCGGAUUUUACAGUGAAAAAUUUAACAAUGAAAAGUUGUACACAGAAAAUAAAUAGUGAAUAAAAUAUUAAUUCAAAACUCACA
Venturia canescens is the source of this 2194-nucleotide messenger RNA. RefSeq lists its product as uncharacterized. The coding region runs from base 519 to 1679 and encodes 386 amino acids. NCBI's taxonomy places the organism in Eukaryota, Metazoa, Arthropoda, Insecta, Hymenoptera, Ichneumonidae. The transcript has a single exon. The record is from RefSeq and is a predicted model, not a curated record.